CGUCAUUGUACAUUUGUGGAACGAGCUGGCCCAAUUGUGGCUCAGAGAUGGAAGCAAGCCCCUGAUGCAAAAAGCUCUUCGGAAACGGAAAUGGAAUCUUCGUGAAGUUGGAGCAGGUGCCUCUUCCCUUUUGCACUCACAAGUGCUUGAUUUGCUCACCAGCUUUAAGUGGAUUGCAUCUGAAAUCACCUGACUUGGAAUCACUGCGAUUCGUGGUCGCUUUGCUCAAAACCCUUACAGGGAUAGUGGCUUGCCGGCCCACUUUUUUUGAACUUCGCUGGGCGGUCUCUCGGAGACGUAGAUGCCGACCGUCAAGCCUAACGAGGAAAGAGUCGCGCUGUUGAAGGAUUUCUACGAAGAACAACUUUCGGAUGGCUUCAGAGAAGAUCGGUUCUGGGAGCUUUCCAAGAAGGAAGGCAUUCCAUACACCAGGUUUGCAAAGGCCAUGCAGGAGAAGAAGGUACCAUGCACUUUCACCUUCAUCGAUAUUCAUGAGAAAAGAGGAUUGGAUGAAAACAUUAUGCAGUCCAAGCGGAACGUUGCCUUUCUGUCAUCGUGGCUUCCGACGUUUGCCCUCAACCCGCCCACGUCAAAGGAAGUCCAGGAAGCCUUGGCGUGCGUCGCUGUGGAGCACCACCUGGUCGCGGAUCGGAGUGUCACAUCAGAUGUUGAGGAGUGGGCCCAAGAGGAAGGAAAUUUACAUCGACUUCUUCAAGCGAAGAUCCUCAAUUCCUAUCGGAGGUCACCCAAUGCCAGGAAGUUGGACUGCCCCAUGCACCAGCUCAAGACUCUGAUUCGUGCUAUCUUUGAGGGCGCUGGCAUCGCAAAGCGAACAAGAUCUAUUCGGAAGCCACUUUCUGCCCAGGAUGUCACGAAGGAAGACCAAGACACAAAGGACAAGAAUGAAGAAGUCACAGGUGCCAGGAAAGAUUGCGAAAGCGUAGCCCAAACAGAGGGCGAUGAAGAGGAUGAGGACAUAGUGGUCAUCGAGGAAGAGGAAGAGGAAGAAGAGUUUGAAGAUGACAAGGUCCUGGAAGAGGUCGAAGGAAAAGUUAAGGAGAUCGAAGAAAAGAAGGACUAUCCAGAGGAGAUUGCUCAAGAAGAGAUGGAAGAGCGUGAUGAAAAGAAGGACAAGGUAGAAGGCACGAAAGAAGAGCGAAAGGAGGUCGAAGAAAAGCAGGCAAAUGAAUGUGAGAAGGUGGAAGAUGUGCGAGAAGAGCGAAAGGAGAAGGUUGAAGACAAGGAUGCACGUGGAAAGGAGAAGGUAGAAGAGACGAAAGAAGAAGGAAAGGAGGUCGAAGAAAAGAAAGCAAAUGAGCGUGAGAAGGUAGAAGACGUGCGAGAAGAGCGAAAGGAGAAGGUUGAAGACGAGGAUGCACGUGGAAAGGAGAAGGUAGAAGAGACAAAAAAAGAAGGAAAGGAGGUUGAAGAAAAGAAGGCGCAUGAAGAGGAGAAGGUACACAAGAAGGCAAAUGAACACGAGAAGGUAGAAGAAGAGCGAAAGGAAAAGAUUGAAGACAAGAAAAACGAAGAAGUACAAGAUGAAGAACCAGAGCCACUUGAUGAACACCAGUUGGAGGAGCUCAAAAAGGCGAGCCAGGAAUACAACCAAAGAAUCGAGGAGGAGGCUCGAAGCAUGCAAGCAGCACAGGUCGAAGCUUAUGAGGAAAAGGAAAAGGACGCUGCGUCACCAAAGAGGACUGCAAUGGAGCUUGAUGAAGAGGUUCAGCGGCUGCAAGAACAUGCGAAGGAAACAAGUGAUAAGAUAGCCGCGAAAAAGAAACAGCUUCAGGAAGCACAGCAAAAGGAAUUGAUGAAGGCCCAAGAAGGAGUGGAGGCUGAGGCAAGGAAAAGGAAAGAUCGUGACGAAAAGGAAGCAACCCAGGAAGGGCUGAAGAAAAUCAAAGCAGACCAAAUUGAUGAAUCAGGAAUGUUUGAAGCGGCCAUCUUUGAAAUGCUUCAGGCCAAGAGAGAGGGUGAUGAGCAGAAGCGUCAAGAAAAACAACAAGUUGUCCUUCAAUGCAAGAGGACAAUCCGUGAAAGAGUCAGGGAGGAAGAACGCCAGAAACUCCGCGAGGAGCAGGAGAAGGAAGACUUGGAGGAUGAAAGAAAAGCUUGCGCAGAGUUCAUUGCAGCACGUAAGAAGGCACAGGAGAAGGAGGAGGAGCGCAAAGGUGACAAAAAUGGCGAGGGCGAGCAUGAUCGAGGCAGUGAUGAGGAAGCUCCCAAGACUGCUUUCGCGGACUACCGCCCUUUCUUGAAAAAGACGCCUGAACUUUUGAUGAUCCCGGAGGAGUUCCAAAAGAAGUCAAACGAGAGUGAAGCAGCAAAACUUCUGGAGGAACAGAAGGAUGCAAGAGACAAGAUCCGGGAAGAGAAACGAGCUAAGGCAGAAGCAAAGGCCUCAACAAAGGGAAAGGGAAGAGGUCGCGGAAGAGGCAAGGCCAAAGCCAAAAAGAACGAGGGACAUGAAAAUGAUGAGAUGUUGACUGAGGAAAACAAAGAGACAAAGAAGCAAUCGAAGCAGGAGGACCUAGUGGGCAUGGAUGCACACAUGGAGGCUGAAGAGGAGAAACUCAAAACAGAGCGAGAUCAAGAGGAUGACGAGCCCAAGCAAAAGCGACGACGAGGAGUAGGAAAGCAGAACAAAAGCAAGGAGGCCAGUCAAGACGAUUGCAAGGAUGCGUGUGAGCCAACAGAAGCAGCCAAGGAAUCAGGAGCCGGAUCAGCAGCAGCCAAUGAAGUUGCAAAGCCAAAAGAAAAAGAGAAGGAGGAAGAGAAGGAGGCUGAACCAAAAGGAAAAGACAAAGAAGUGAAGUGAAGGAUGAUGCCAAGGCCAAGAAAGCCAAAAGCCUGGAAGAAUUGGUGCUCUUGGCGACAGUUCCGAACAACCAGUUCCAGAUUGUUCCAGAUCCGGAGCGCUUGAAGACUGCAAUGUUCCAAUCUUACUCUCUAGAUCAUCUAUUGAUCGGUCAACAGUGGUUGGUUCGAUUUGGAGAUUGAUUGUUUAGGUCAUGGACCAUUGACCCUCCCGCUGAUUUGGAAGCAACUGGUGGAGACGGUCCAUCCUCUAUCCAAAUCCUGUUGACCGGCAAUUUCUUGGUCAACCAUGUCGACGCACCAUGCAUCGUGGCCAUCAACUCCAAAUUUGGCAAGCAGUUCAAGGCCA
Durusdinium trenchii is the source of this 3169-nucleotide messenger RNA. The record is from the annotation of a GenBank genome assembly. Lineage: Eukaryota; Dinophyceae; Suessiales; Symbiodiniaceae.